AUGGCAAUGAUGUUUGAUUUUACAAAUCGAUUCAAUUUUUUCAAUUUUUUUCAGGUUAAGUUAGUCGGUGUUACAUUCGCUAGCAUGGGUAUGGUUCAUCGUAUAUCUUUUAGGACGCAACAUUUGGAACGUGUCAAAUGCAAACGUUUGAUUCCGGGAACUUUGGUUGUUUUAUCGGAUGACAAUUUUGAAACGAUGAAAUUUGCCACUGUUAUCAGUAGACCGUUAGAAUUACUUGGAAAAACUCAUGACUUGCAAAUUGAAGUGUUUUUCGGGCCAGAUGAUGCUGAAUUCGUAUGGCCUGAAAAGGGUUAUACUAUGGUUGAGUCAACAUCAUAUUUUGAAGCCUAUCGUCAUGUCCUGAAAGUCCUCCAAGAAUUAGAUCCUGAUUCAUUACCUUUCAAAACACAUAUUGUAGAUCUUGUUACAGAUAUUGAUGAACCUGAAUAUUUAAAACGCCGUCAUUCUGUAUAUGAUUUUGGUAAGGCAAUUCCUUUUGAAAAUAUUGAAGAAUCUUUUGGGACAUCAAAGAUUGAUAUUAGAAAGGAUUGGCCUCCAUUAGAGCAAUUGAAUUCAACUCUUCAUGCUUCUCAAUAUGAAGCUAUGAAACAAAUGUUGACUAAACGUUUUGCCUUGAUUCAAGGCCCACCAGGUACUGGAAAAACCUAUGUUGGUCUAGCUGCUGUUCAAAUAUUAGUUGAAAACAGUUCUGGAACAAUUAUGAUUGCAUGUCAGACAAACCAUGCUCUUGAUCA
Dentiscutata erythropus is the source of this 755-nucleotide messenger RNA. NCBI's taxonomy places the organism in Eukaryota, Fungi, Glomeromycota, Glomeromycetes, Diversisporales, Gigasporaceae. The record is from the annotation of a GenBank genome assembly.